GGGGCCGUGCGCGCUCCUCCCUCCGGCCUCUGUCCCCCACCCCCCUUCCCUGGUCCCAGUCUCUCCUUCGGAAAGAUGUCGGACACGGCGGUAGCUGACACUCGGCGCCUUAACUCGAAGCCGCAGGACCUGACCGACGCUUAUGGGCCGCCAAGUAACUUCCUGGAGAUCGACAUCUUUAAUCCACAGACGGUGGGCGUGGGCCGCGCGCGCUUCACCACCUAUGAGGUUCGCAUGCGGACAAACCUACCUAUCUUCAAGCUGAAGGAGUCCUGUGUACGACGGCGCUACAGUGAUUUUGAGUGGCUAAAAAAUGAGCUGGAGCGAGACAGUAAGAUUGUGGUACCCCCACUGCCUGGGAAAGCCUUGAAGCGGCAGCUCCCUUUUCGAGGAGAUGAAGGGAUCUUUGAGGAGUCCUUCAUUGAAGAGAGGAGGCAGGGCCUCGAACAGUUUAUUAACAAAAUUGCUGGGCAUCCGCUGGCUCAGAAUGAACGCUGCCUACACAUGUUCCUGCAGGAGGAGGCAAUUGACAGGAACUACGUCCCCGGGAAGAUUCCUUCUUUCAUUGUGCACAAGUGCUGAGAGCCUGAGGCCCCAUUUCUGCUGUGUAUAUAUCCUGACUCGGGGCUUUUAUUCAGCAAACUAUUCAUUCUUCUGUCAGACAAUGUCAUAUUCAACUCUGUUCAUAUUAAACCACUGUGAAGCAA
Messenger RNA from Equus quagga, 707 nucleotides. It is a transcript of the gene SNX12, whose product is annotated as sorting nexin 12. Bases 76 to 582 code for a protein of 168 amino acids. Lineage: Eukaryota; Metazoa; Chordata; Mammalia; Perissodactyla; Equidae. The transcript has 5 exons. Gene Ontology annotation, cellular component: early endosome membrane; retromer complex. Gene Ontology annotation, molecular function: phosphatidylinositol-3-phosphate binding. Gene Ontology annotation, biological process: endocytic recycling; late endosome to Golgi transport. The record is from RefSeq and is a predicted model, not a curated record.